This is a messenger RNA of Sphenostylis stenocarpa, 927 nucleotides long. NCBI's taxonomy places the organism in Eukaryota, Viridiplantae, Streptophyta, Magnoliopsida, Fabales, Fabaceae. The record is from the annotation of a GenBank genome assembly.
AUGGCGGCAGGACUCUCCACCGCCGCAAACUUAAAGCCCUACAAUCUCCUACAACCCCCAAUCCCUCUUCCUAAACCAAAACAAUCACUUUUCUUCAACCCCUUACCAUCUUUCCAUCAAAGCACAAUCCUUCGGGUUCGACCCCCGAGAAGAAUGAGUGGCUUCUCCGUUUCUGUCCUCACAGAGGAUCCCAAACGGAACGUCCAGAUCGAAACCUACGAAGAAGAAGAGGAAGAACAACAACAAGAAGUGAAUCCUCAAUUUGUGUCGGCACGAAUGGAAGAGAAAUUGGCCAGAAAGAGGUCUCAGAGGUUCACUUACCUCGUUGCGGCUGUUAUGUCUAGCUUUGGUGUCACCUCUAUGGCAGUCUUCGCCGUUUAUUAUAGAUUCUCUUGGCAAAUGGAGGGUGGAGAUUUUCCUUGGUCUGAAAUGUUAGGCACAUUUUCCCUCUCCGUGGGUGCUGCCGUGGCUAUGGAAUUUUGGGCAAGAUGGGCUCAUAGAGCACUUUGGCAUGCUUCCUUGUGGCACAUGCACGAGUCGCACCAUCGACCAAGAGAGGGACCAUUCGAGCUUAACGAUGUUUUUGCGAUAAUUAACGCUGUCCCUGCCAUCGCUCUUCUCUCAUACGGUUUUCUCCACAAGGGUCUGAUCCCUGGCCUCUGUUUCGGUGCAGGCCUUGGAAUCACAGUGUUUGGGAUGGCCUACAUGUUUGUCCACGAUGGAUUGGUUCACAAGAGAUUCCAUGUGGGCCCCAUUGCCAACGUGCCCUAUUUCAGAAGGGUUGCUGCUGCUCACCAACUCCACCAUACUGACAAAUUCAACGGUGUGCCAUAUGGGCUGUUUUUGGGACCAAAGGAGCUUGAAGAAGUGGGAGGGCUAGAGGAGCUAGAGAAAGAGAUAAGUAGGAGAAUAAGGUCUGGUUCAUGA